AUGACUCCCAUUGCCGAGAGUCACGUUCCCGUACAGGAGUACAUAGCGUUUCCGGCUAAUGCCGACCUGCUUACUGCACCAGCCAAGUCAAAGAAUCUGCUCUACGGAAUACUUAAUUUACCCGCACGCAUCCUAGCUCCAGAUGAACAGAUUACUUUCCCUCCUAUAAUGAGGGCACAAGCUAUCGACAUUGAACGCGUCUUUUAUGGUCUGGAAAUUGCAUAG
Molecule: messenger RNA, 225 nt
Organism: Dibothriocephalus latus
Lineage: Eukaryota; Metazoa; Platyhelminthes; Cestoda; Diphyllobothriidea; Diphyllobothriidae
Source: the annotation of a GenBank genome assembly